Molecule: messenger RNA, 2342 nt
Organism: Neoarius graeffei (lesser salmon catfish)
Lineage: Eukaryota; Metazoa; Chordata; Actinopteri; Siluriformes; Ariidae
Gene: arid6
Product: AT-rich interaction domain 6
Exons: 6
Coding region: 194-1891 (565 amino acids)
Biological process (GO): regulation of transcription by RNA polymerase II
Cellular component (GO): nucleus
Molecular function (GO): transcription cis-regulatory region binding
Source: RefSeq, a predicted model, not a curated record
UCAGGUAAAAGUGCUGCUGGUCCUGUUUGGAGUGUGACAGUCGAAACAGUGACUUCAUGCCAGAAACACACUCACAGGCAGACAGAAAGAGGGAAAGAGAGAGACGUUAAAGACAACAUACGCUGGAUUUGUGCAGAUCUUUGCUGAGGAACUAGGAAUUUUUUAUUUUUUUAAAAAGACACAGGCCAGAGCAAUGGAGCAGGACAAAAAGGAGAGAAAUGGAGAGAAAACAGAGAGCAUGACGGAGGAGAGCUUUCUCAAAGACCUCUACACCUUCAUGAAGCAGAAAGACAUGCCGAUAGAGAGAAUCCCUCACCUCGGCUUUAAACAGAUUAAUCUUUACCUGAUGUUUAAAGCAGUGAUGGAUCUGGGAGGAUAUCACCAGGUGACUGCACAGCAGCUCUGGAAAAAAGUGUACAACAUUUUGGGAGGAAACCCUCGCAGUACCAGCGCAGCUACAUGCACACGUCGACACUAUGAAAAACUCCUUCUUCCGUAUGAGUAUCACUUAGCCGGAUAUGGAGAUGAGAUUCCCAUCACACUGCCUCGGCAGCGCAAACGCUUCCACAGUGAUGAUGAGUACCAGCACAGCUCCAAACGAGCAAACUUCACACACUCAAACCACUUUAAUCAGUACCUCCCACCUGGACCCAUAUCUCUACCAAGCUACUUGGCCAUGUCCCUGCCCUCCGUCCCAUCCCUCAACUUUCCGCUCUACAGUCAGCCCAUGAUGUCCUACAACCCUCCUUCACCAGCGGAGACGGGAAACGUUAAACAAUCAUUGGAGUUCCUGCGUCACCUCGCUCAGGAGUACAAAUCAUCCUCAGGAUGGACGGAGCCUCUGAACCUCAGCAAGAAACAGGGCAGACCGGAGACAUCCAGCAACAUGCCAUCAUCUUUCACGUCCCCUGCCACUAAAAAGAAGGAACCCAAGUUUUUAAAUGAAGCCCCACCACUUCAACAAGGCAAUCAGUCAGGAAUCUGUGACGCUCAACCUCCUGCACAAGAAGUCAUCAGUCAGACUACCAAGGAUGAAGCACAUGUGAUCAACCUCACAUCUUCUUGCUCCAGCAGUCCAAACAGGUGGGAAAUGGCUCCAAGCUCUCCUCCUCCUCCUUCUUAUAGGCCAAAUUAUGCCAGCACAAUCCAAACCAAACACACACCACAACAAACUUUACAAGUCCCAGUGUCCAAAUCAGGCUCCUCUACCACAUCUCAGCCCAGCCCAGGACUCAUAAACCCCACUUUACCAUUAGACCCAUAUGCAGGAAUGGAGAUCCAAAUCCCUUUCUCUCUGCUCCAGAAUUUGAUCAAGGAAGGUCUUGUUUUGAACAUGGCAUCUAAUCAACAUAAUCUACCACGAUCCAAGCCCAAUGAAACUCCAUCAGUAGCUGAAAGAAUGACCUCUGUAACUCAUGCUGAUCAACCUGCAGAUCUGAGCCUGAAGAACCAAGUGAGAAAUGUCAACAAGAUUGACAUCAGCAUGAAUGCUAACAAGAGUGCUCAGGAACAACAGGCACCUGAGAGCAAGCAAUUUGCUGUGAAGCCCUUGCAAACACCUGAACCUGCCAAGUUUCCUUUUCAUAAUCCCAUUUCUCACCUUAAAUCCCAUCAAGGAGGGUUUCAGGAGCAACAAAUGUGCAGCAAGCAAGUUCCACCUGCUACUGUAAGGAUUCCCGAACAACCAGGCCUCAAAUCCCCAGGAAACAGUAAAGAUGCAGCCCAGAUUGGAGCCAUCAACUCCAGAAUGAUGCCAGAGAAAACAAUGGCCAACCCUCCACUGGUUAAAGUCAAAUCAACCUCAGCAUCCUUUGUCCAACUCACUCCAGAGCAUCUGAAACUUCUGUUUUCAAGCUCACCAUUUAGACUUGAGAGUGGAAAAAUAAGCUAAGAACCGGCAGCAUUAAUGCUAAUUUAAUGCUAAUGAGGUACUGAAAUUUUUUAAAUAUUUGUCUGUGUGGGAAAUAUCAUGAGAAAGUUUAGGAAUUCAGGACUUGCUUCAACUUCCUACUUCCUUCUUCAGAGCAUUCAUCUGUGCAACUCAACUGUAUCAGGUCAGAAAAAAAAUGUAUGCAGGAAGCAACACAUAUUUGGCUUCUCUAAAGAUAUAAAAAUUUCUCAAGUAGCAUUUAAAACACCUGAAAACAACUGUAUGGUUAUGACUUAAUUUUUCUUAAAGUAAACUAAGAUGUGAAAGAGGGAGGCACGGUGGUGUAGUGGUUAUCACUGUCGCCUCACAGCAAGAAGGUCCGGGUUCGAGCCCCGUGGCCGGCGAGGGCCUUUCUGUGUGGAGUUUGCAUGUUCUCCCCGUGUCCGCGUGGGUUUCCUCCGGGUGCUCCGGU